Molecule: messenger RNA, 1162 nt
Organism: Dermacentor andersoni
Lineage: Eukaryota; Metazoa; Arthropoda; Arachnida; Ixodida; Ixodidae
Source: RefSeq, a predicted model, not a curated record
CUACCUGAUGAUUUCCGCCGUUGCGUUCGCGCGCAGUUCGUAACGAAUGGUAACGCGCUGGCAGAGUAGUCGCAGCUGAAUCACCGAAUUCUCAAGAGCUCUUCUUACACCGCGACUGCCUCGUACUCCAGCCAAGAACGACGGCAACUUGGGCGUGACUCUCGUGCAUAGCUUCACAACUCUGAAGAUGCCCCGAACCAAGAAACCAAAGCCCCGUCAGUCAUCUCUGCUCCCUGGAUGUGCCCUUGGCGCUGAACAAAUCAGGUACUUGGAGUGUAUGGUCAGCGAGCUGGAAUGCACUGUGGAGAGCUGUCUUGAAGCCACGCAAGGCAUCGCAGACCGCAUCUGUCGCAAUGUGGACAUGUGGUACGAUGGCAUCAUCCGCACAGUGCCGGAGGAAAUCCUCAAUCGGCCCUACAGGGAAGUGUGGGACAGUGUCCCUGUAGCAGCAGUGCCAGACUUCACCACAGCGCUGUCUGCUGCAAGUGCUUCUUCAGCCUCAACUGAGACAUCGUCAGAUGCAAGGCCAUUGACUGCCACGCGACUGCGGCAAAAGACACUUGUGGCCAGUGCAAAGGCAAAAAGGGCAGGAAGCCAGCGUUGUUCUACAGGCCCGAAAAGAAAGGUGACGGACGAAGCUCCCGGUUCCACAAAGCCAGCUAAGAAGACGCGGAAAGUGAGCGUGCACACGCCAGUCUACCACACCCGCAAGGGCGCAGGACUGCCUGUUGUCACGCCGAAAUUUGACAUUCGGAAGCGGCCAGCGGCAACACGACCAGUGCGGCGGGGCGAGACACUGCUGUCACUGUCGGGCAGUCCCGUUGAAGCAAAGACGUCGGCGGUCCCUAUUCACAUUCACAUCAACAAGGGUCAGGUGGUGAAGGUUACAGCCAGCAACAACGGUGACACAGCAGUUCAAGAGCUGUACAAGGCCAUAAAGAACCUGUGCGGAAAGAUUUGACGAUGCAGCACAGGGCCCCACAUUGAACAAAGUCUCUGGAAACCCCCCUUUUACAAUUUAUUCCUAUGAAAAAAAAAAAUUGCAACAUUUUACUCCACUUUGGAAUUUUUGUGUUUUAUCAUCUUGACUGCUGCAGCUUUUGACAUGACCUGUAUCACAAAUUUUAGUCAUGCAAGAAAAAUAAAGUUGCGCAAUCUUUUA